GCUCCAGUCACUGCCUCGAGAAUGACGAGCCGAGCUGUGUUUAUAUUUGUGUCAGAUAGCUACUGUGUAAGUAUGAUAUAGAAGCUGUCAGCUGCAUAGAAAUAAAGUUUGUGGCAGUGUCUUUGAGGAAAUGCCGAGGUGAGGAGGGGCCGAUAGCGAGGCUUGUGCGUUGAAGCAUGUCCCGCGAGUGGCUCCGGGCCGUAGUCGCUCGGCGCAACGAAGCUCUGAAAAAUUUCCAAUUCAACGACGACGAUGCCACGCCGGUGAACGUAUCGACGCUCUUCAAAUUGAACAAUUUGACACCGACAUCGGCGAUCAUCGUCAUUGGAUACAUUCCGAUCGACGCCACGCGAUUCUCAAUAAAUUUGAAAUGCCGAACGUCGGGAAACAUAGCGCUGCACUUCAAUCCUCGCCUCGAUCGCGGCUACGUCGUGAGGAACACUAAACUCAAAGGAUACUGGCAAGAUGAGGAGACCUGCUCGCCAAUCAGUUCUCGCGGUUACAUAUUCCGGCGAAAUUCUUACUUUCACGUCACGAUAUUCUGCACCCUCAACGAAUUCCAGAUCGCCAUAGAUGGAGAGCAUUUCUGCGCGUUUGCGUAUCGACUGCCGCUCGAGGAUGUCAUCGGGCUGGAGGUCAACGACGACAUCGAGGAGGCCAAAGUCCGUCAAACCAACAUCGACGUGUAUCCCGAUCCCCAGAUCUGCCAACCGAUGAGAUGCUUCGAGCUCCGAGACAACAGUCCGCUCGACAAAGAUCUCAAGUUGCCGAUCGUCAUCGAUCUACCGAAGGGUUUCGACGUCGGCUCGCGUCUCAUGAUGAAAGGAAGACUGAAAUUACUGCCACAUUCAUUCUACAUAAAUCUUCAGAAAGGGAGAAUGAUCUACCCUCACCCAUCGAUAGCACUGCAUUUAAAUCCUCGCUACCACUACGGUAAUCAGCCGUCCUGUAUGGUAAUGAACUGCUGGAGUAACGGCGGUUGGGAUCGCGAGGAGCGUCACGACGGUCAGACCUGGAUGCCAGGACGCGAAUUUUUACUGUCAAUCCGCUGUGAACACGAGAACUACGUGAUAUGGCUGAAUGACAAAAUGAUCGGCGAGUUCAGGCACAGACUUCAGCCAUCGAUCGUCGACACGAUACGGAUCACGGGCGAUCUUGUACUUUACGAAAUACUCGUCUCUUACUGAACGACAGAAAAAGGCCACGGCGUCGAUAUUUUCACGACGAUCCAUUCGUAGAGAGCGGCUUUUUUAAUUUUUUUUUUUAUUUUAUUAUUUUUUUUUUUUUUACUGAAACAAUUUGCUUAUUUCUCUUUUCUUUCCUUCAACUCAAGUCAAGAAUCGGAUAGCGAUCAAGUUUAGCAAUCUUCGCUUUGGGCGAAGUUCUUUUUUAUGUAUAUUUUUUCACCUUUUAAGCUUUUAUAUCUUCCCCAUUUUUCUUUAUUGUAAUGCUCUCGACGAACGAAUCGUCUGCGAAAUAUCUACCAUGGAGAUCAGGGUAUUGCGCUUGUAUAUUUUUAGGCGCACCGUCUUUCUCUUUCUCUAUCUCUCUAUUUAUCUCUCUUUCUCUCAAUAACUCGAGAUUCGAUGCCAAAACUAACAUGUAAUGUAACGACUAAAUAUUUAUAUACUAUUAGAUUACUCGUGAAAAUUAUUGGACUAACAUAUCAUUCCAAUGCAAUCGUUUGACGCCAAAAAUCAAACGUAUGAUGCGGCAAUACAUAUUUACUUAUUUUUUCUUUUAUAAGAAUUUAUUUAAUUUUGUUUAAUUAAUCUCUUUUCUUCUUUUUUGCUCAUCUCUUUAUGUACAACGUAUGUAAAGAAGCGUGUGUUAUAAUUAUACGAGACGCGCCCGUUUCGUAUUCUGUUAUGUACGAAUCAACACGUCGUGUAACGAAGAAAAAAUAAAAAAAUGUUUACAUUCAA
Molecule: messenger RNA, 1925 nt
Organism: Trichogramma pretiosum
Lineage: Eukaryota; Metazoa; Arthropoda; Insecta; Hymenoptera; Trichogrammatidae
Product: galectin-8-like
Exons: 7
Coding region: 177-1187 (336 amino acids)
Molecular function (GO): galactoside binding; carbohydrate binding
Source: RefSeq, a predicted model, not a curated record